Molecule: messenger RNA, 3744 nt
Organism: Seriola aureovittata
Lineage: Eukaryota; Metazoa; Chordata; Actinopteri; Carangiformes; Carangidae
Product: E3 ubiquitin-protein ligase TRIM35-like
Exons: 2
Coding region: 989-2389 (466 amino acids)
Biological process (GO): protein ubiquitination
Molecular function (GO): protein binding; zinc ion binding; ubiquitin-protein transferase activity
Source: RefSeq, a predicted model, not a curated record
GUGGACUCAUGUAACCUGGAGGUUGAGAAUUUCUUUAAUAAUCUGAUUUUUUUUUUACGUUGUGGGAAGUUUUACUUGUAGACACCUGCUGCCUAACCAGGUGUUAUCAUUUAAAAUGUGCAUGGAAGAAAGGUGAUUAUUAUAUAUCACUGUCUGUACUGUGCAUCUUCUUUUACAAAAGACUUCAAUCCAGAAUAUGGCUAAAACAGAUUUAUAAAUUCAGACAUGUUCACACAGUCAGUAAAAAACUCUUCUGCCGUUUUCAUAAAAAAGAAGUGAGUUUAAAUAACAGAUGUUUUUUCAAUAGACAUUUGACUCAAAGAAGUAUUUUAAAAAGCAAGCAGUAACUCCACUGAAGAGUGAGAAUGUUUUCCUUUCCUCUUCUUUCAUGUUCAGAUGAAUUAGUUACAAAAGAAUCUGUAAAUAGGCUUUCAACUGCUUAGGGCAAAGAUUUUAACCCGAGAAAGGAUAGAAAUUCUGUACUAAAAAAACUGCAACUUUGAAAGUUGAAGCCACAUUUUCUCUCUAGUCGCUCUAGUCAGAUUUACACAGAAGGAGGGUUGGGGAUAUCGUCUCCAUCUCUUACAGUAGAGGAAUGAUUACAGACACUAAUAAUGCUUUCAACUUACAAACAUGUGUCACACAUGGUUAUUGUAAUAAAAUAGACUUGAACCUUUCACUUUAAAUUGCAAUGACUUUGUCUUUACGCACCAAUAUAUUUCACAACAAUACAAGGUGUUUUAAUCAAGCUGCUUGAUCACUUGGCGUGAUAAACAUGAGCAGCUCUGAUAUGUCUGAGCAAAGCUCCACCCACUCUCUGAGUCAACACAGACAAACAGGAAACACACCAUUCCUUGUUCAUGAGGAAACACACCAACACACAGUGAGCGACAGACAAUAAAAUUCACCUUCACACCAACACAUACAUCCACUAACAGAGGACAGCUGCAGGAGGGAACGCUGGGAUUACUCUUCUAUCAGAGACAAAAUGUCUUCCAGACCAGACGAGGAUCUCUCCUGUCCCGUCUGCCAUGAUAUCUUCAAAGAUCCUGUUGUUCUGUCGUGCAGCCACAGUUUCUGUAAAGCCUGUCUGCAGAGAUGGUGGAGGGAGAAAAAAACACGGGAGUGUCCGUGCUGCAUGAGGAGAUCUUCAAAGACCGAUCCACCUCGUAACUUGGCAUUAAAGAAUCUGUGUGAGGCCUUUUUAUUGAAGAGCAAUCAGAGAGCUUCAGCGGCGUCUGAGCCUUUCUGCAGUCUGCACUCUGAGAAACUCAGACUCUUCUGUCUGGACCAUCAGCAGCCAGUGUGUGUCGUCUGCAGAGAUUCAAAAACACACACAGACCAUAAAUUCAGACCCAUCGAUGAGGCUGCACAGGAUCACAGAGAGCAGCUCCAAAUAACUUUGAAACCUUUAGAAGAGGAACUGAAGCUGUUUGAACAAGUUAAAGGAAACUGUGAUCAAACAGCACAACACAUUAAGGUCCAGGCCCAACACACAGAGAGGCAGAUUAAGGAGCAGUUUAAGAAGCUUCAUCAGUUUCUUCAAGAGGAAGAGGAGGCCAGGAUCACUGCUCUGAGGGAGGAAGAGAAGCAGAAGAGUUGGAGGAUGAAGAGGAAGAUGGAGGCUCUGAGCAGAGAGAUAGCAGCUCUGUCACACACAGUCAGAGCCACAGCGGACGAGCUGAGAGCUGAAGACGUCUCAUUCCUGCAGAACUACAAGGUUACAGUGGGAAGAGUCCAGCAGCGCCUCCUGCUGGAUGAUCCACAGCUGGACUAUCUAUCAGGAGCUCUGAUAGAUGUGGCCAAACACCUGGGCAACCUGACCUUCAACAUCUGGAACAAGAUGAAGAAGAUGGUCUCCUACAGCCCUGUGAUUCUGGAUCCCAACACCGCCGACCCAGAGCUCGUUGUGUCUGAGGAUCUGACCAAUGUGAGAUCUGGAGAUCGACAACAGCUUCCAAAAAAUCCAAAGAGGACCAAAUUCUCCUGCUCUGUUUGCGGCUCUGAAGGUUUCAACUCAGGGACUCACAGUUGGGACGUUGAUGUGGGAGAAAACAAGUACUGGGAACUGGGCGUGUUGGGAGACAAGAUCCAGAUGAACAAACAGCUACAGUGCAGAAUUUUGUUCUCCAACGGGAAACUCACAGCGUUCUCUAAUUCAGGCUCAGAGAACGACCUGCCACUGAAGAAGAAGCUCCAGAGGGUCAGAGUUCAGCUGGACUUUGACAAAGGAAUGCUGUCCUUCUCUGAUGCUGAUACUAACACACGCAUACACACUUUCAAACACACUUUCACUGGCACCGUGUUUCCACACAUUUACACAGAGAAUCGCCUCCCACUGAGGAUUGUACCAGCGAAGGUCUGUGUGACGGUGGAAAAGCACAGUUAGAGAUUAUUAUGAUAGGGUUGGGAAAUAUGACAAUAUCUACUGUGAGAUGAAACUUGUAAGAUGUCACAGAUGUUUGUUUACUUUUACCAAGCUGUCUUUUUCAUUAUGUAUUAGACAACUGUGGGCAGUGCUGGAUUUUGAAUAUUGAUACAUCAAUGAAAUUAAUCCUAACCCUAUACAAAAGGAUUUCAGCACCUUACUAUGAGGAAUAUAAACAUAUUUCUCGACAAAAUCCUCUUCUGUUUAACAAAGAAAGCCUUUUUUAAUGCUUUGUUUGUUGUUUGGGAAUCUUUUUUUUUUAUUUUAAAAGGAGCCAUUUGUAAGUUUUGCUAUCGCUACAUAGCUAACGUUAGCACGCUAACCAGCUAGCCCCAGGCCCAUGUCCUCGCUUUCCAACAGCGACUCACUGUAGCCUCCAAUCUGCCCCAAAGACGAAGCACUGCUCAGAGGGCGUGUUAUAACCUCAUGUCUUGUAAACGUAACGAUGGAUGACGCACCACCAAACGCUCCUGGCAAGAAACCACGUUCAGUGGAAGGGAAAACUUACAAACAGCUUCUUUAAAUCAAUGCUGAAACAAAACAAAUUUCAACUGUUUUCUUUAAUAUUUAUCUUGAUUUUUAAGAAUUUAGCUUCUACUAAUCACAUUUAUAACACAACUAACAGAAACUGUGAUAAUUAACCAUCAAACCUAGAUAAGCUAAAGAUAUGAUAAGGGAUUUUUUGGCUUUGGAGCUGAACAUAUCCAGGUAUUUUAACCUUGGAUCAAAAAUGAAACUGGUCGUACUAGUGAUGAUGGUAACGAAGCUGUGAUUACAUUUUUACAGAUAGUGUGACACUGUCUCUUUACUUUCUUUGUGUGGUGUAAAUAGUUUUGAAAGAGGAUGAGAUCAGAGGAAUAACAGUUGAUGAGAAGAGGGAGUUUUUGUUUCAUAGGACAGACAGAAGGGCGGCGUUACUUAAAAAUGUGUGUUAAGCUAUUAAUGUCAACAAAACUGAUGAUUUUCUACAGCAGAAACCAAAUCUAUAGGUUGUUGUGAUUUUUGUCUCAUUUUUCUUUGGGUAAUUCUGAUUGUGGGACCAAUAAAAAUUAAGUUAAAACAACAGUUUAUAUUUACUGUACGUUGUGUGUUAAUCUUUAAAUAUUAAGACAGUCUCAACAAUUUUAACUCAUGAGGACUUUUCCUAUCUUUAUGAUCACAUGAAUAUUUGUUCCAUCUUCAGUUUGGCUUCUGUGAACGAUAAAUAUCCACAGUAUUGUUUGAACUUUUGAAGACGUUGGAUUAAGAGAACUUUACCUUAGGCAGUAAUUGUGAGUGAAAGAGAAAGUCCUAAGGGGGCUAUGGCGUUUGGAGAG